UUAUGCACGUGCUUAAGUGAAAAUCCGGACUGACAAGAUAUGUCAUUAGCUAAAAUAACAUCAUAGUCAAUCUCUAUAUAAAGACGAAGAUAUUCUGCAAUCAAGAAAAAAUGAUGGCUGAUGAAGAAACAACAUUCGUCGAAGGAGAUGACAAAGACGAUCAUUCGGACCACGAUGGGAUGUCAUUCAGUAUGGCUUUAUCGUACGAACCAAUCAAUUAUUCUGUUGAUUACCCAAGUGGUCAGUACUCCAAAUCAAAAGGCUUAAGCAUACGUAUUGAUGAAUCCACUCCCUUAAGAGGUUACAAGCAUGUGUUAUCUGGUAGUAGUAAAAACGAGGGACGUGGAUCCUCGCAUGCGUUUACAGAAACUCAAUCAUUGGCUAAAUUUACCACAAGUAGCUAUUUUGGAUUCAGUGGAGCAGCAUAUGCAACAGCUUAUGAUGCCUAUUUGGUAAAAACAUUCUCAUUGAGUGAAAUCAUUUCACUGGAUAGAUACACACCGACUGUUGUAUCGUUCUUCACGAUUUUUGGAAUGAUCAUUGGUUUGUCAAUAUUUGUCCUGCCAUCGCUCGUAUCGCACUGCGGCUUGUUUUCCGUGCCGUUAAUUGCCACCGUUGGUGCGUUGAGCUGCUAUACAUCUCACUUGGUCCAUCGAUGUCAAUAUCAAACUUCCAAAAAUGGGAUUCGGAAACGCGUGUAUGAAAAUUACAUUGAUUUAGGGAAAUCGUGUAUUAAAUGGAAAGGAGAAACGUUGAUGAAAUUUUUGGUUGGGAGUAGCGUGUUUACAGAUGUUUACAGUUUAGUAUUUUGCUCUCAGAUCUCCAUAGAUUUGCUUAGCAAGUACAUUUCAUUUGAUAAACAACAAUGGAUGCUAAUUUGGGUUGGCUUGGUGUUCCCUUUGUUUUUUAUUAGAAGGAUGUCUAUUCUUGCUUGGUUUGGAUUUAUAGCAUUGUUGUUUUACGUCACAGCCUUAUGUUUUGUGUUUUUACUGUUGAUUUGGCAAAGCAAGCUAUGGUCAUGGGAAAACAUUAACCGAAAAUUUGAUGUUCAAUAUUUUUUUGUUGGAUAUGGAGUUGUAUUAAACACCUACAAUAUGCAUCUUGCCGGUCCAGCCAUAGAAGCUAGUAUGAAAGUACCGAAGCGUUAUCCCGAAUUAAAUGUAAUUUCUUUUAUCUCUAACACGAUUUUAAAGAUAUUUUUAGCUGUGGCUGGUUCUGCAGCAUUUGGUGUAGCAACGCAAGGUUCAUUGUUGACAAACUUGGUACAAUUUGGAGUUUACGCCAGCGUGAUAAAUGUUUUAAUUGGUUUGUAUAUGUAUACACAGUAUCCAACUUCCAUGUUUGUUGUGUUUGAGAUGUUAGAUCUUUAUGUUCUUCCUAAGUUUUUGUUGUUUAAAAAAGGCGAAAAAAGCGAAUGGGGCUGGAUAGUGUUAUCUAGACUGCUGUUGUCUGUGUUUAUUGCAUUCGUUGCAAUUUGUUUACCUAACUUUGAAAUGUUGACUGGCUUCAUUGGAAACAUACGUGGAACAUUAACAAGCAUUAUUCUGCCUGUUUAUUUUUACAUGACAAUCCACAAGAGACGUUUAUCGAAAUGCAGCAUCGUGUUUCACUGGAUGCUGAUUGUAAUUUCCAGCUUGUUCGCCAUUACCGGAGCUACGUUUUCUGUGAUGGGAAUGUUUUCCAACCAGUGAGUUAAUAAUAUUGUUUUCAGAAAAUGAUAAAAGGGAUGUUGAGACGUAUAACAUAUUUUAUUGCAACUAGACAAAUCUUUCUCCUUCAUUGACAAUAGCAUCAUGUUUAUAAUUUAUAUUAACAAAUUGCCACAAUAAUGAUUUUUUUUUGUAGUAAUAUUAUAUAUUUGUAGUAAAAUGCUUAAACGUCUGUGUAAGCAUUACCCGACAUAAAAAACGGUAGAAGGAGAUGUAUAAGCUCACUGAUAAACAAACAAUAGUGUUGACCUGCUUGAUUGUGA
Hydractinia symbiolongicarpus is the source of this 1972-nucleotide messenger RNA. RefSeq lists its product as uncharacterized. The transcript has 2 exons. Gene Ontology annotation, molecular function: amino acid transmembrane transporter activity. The record is from RefSeq and is a predicted model, not a curated record. Gene Ontology annotation, cellular component: vacuolar membrane. Lineage: Eukaryota; Metazoa; Cnidaria; Hydrozoa; Anthoathecata; Hydractiniidae. The coding region runs from base 111 to 1691 and encodes 526 amino acids. Gene Ontology annotation, biological process: amino acid transmembrane transport.